This is a messenger RNA of Leptidea sinapis, 1310 nucleotides long. RefSeq lists its product as uncharacterized. The transcript is spliced from 2 exons. NCBI's taxonomy places the organism in Eukaryota, Metazoa, Arthropoda, Insecta, Lepidoptera, Pieridae. The record is from RefSeq and is a predicted model, not a curated record. The coding region runs from base 188 to 1285 and encodes 365 amino acids.
CCUGUGCAGGUUUUUCAAACUGCGCAGGUGACCGGCGCAAGAUCGAAAAUCGAUUCUUUCGAGUGACACCGUACGGUGUACCUGUGCGUGUGUGCGUGUACUCCGGUCGCCUGCGCAGGUCGAGUCAGUUGUUUCCUAGUGUUUCUUUCAGACGGUUGUUUCAUCGCUCGCAUCUUAUUGCCAGAAAAUGGCGCCACCAGAUUCAACUAAAAAAAUCCUUGAAGAUUUUAUCGAAAUGUAUAGAAGUAAUCCAUGUCUUUGGCAAAUUAAAAACAAAGAUUACCAUAAUCGAGACAAAAAAGAAGCUGCUUAUAAAUUACUAAUAGAAAAAUUGAGAGAAAUUGAGCCAGGUGCGAACAAAGAUGUAGUUGUGAAAAAGAUCAAUAACUUAAGAAGCAAUGUUAGGAAGAAAAAGAAGAAAUAUGAGCAAUCUUUAAAGUCUGGGGCAUCUGCUGAUGAUGUGUACCGUAUUAAACUGUGGUACUACGAUUUGUUCAAUUUCAUUCAUGAUCAAUGCACUCCAAGGGAAUCUUCAUCCAACUUAGAUAGUGAUGACGAAAAUAGUUGUGAGAAAGACAACACUGAAGACUCUUCAAAUGCCGCUGAAGAAUAUUCAUCCAACAGCGUAUCUACCGACAACGAGGCUCGAUCAACAUCGUCAAAUAAUAAUAAUUCAUCUCGCCCACCAAAACCUUGUAAAACAAAAAGAAAAGAUGAAAGCUUAGCAAAUGAAGUAUUGGAAUCGGUACGAGAUCACUUUAAGCGUCCUCGCCCAAUUGUAACAGAAGAUAGGUGCGAUAUUAUUGGAAAAAAUGUGGCGAUGAAAUCGAGGGCUUUAGAUGCGAAACAAAUAAUAGUCGCAGAAAAACUUAUAAAUGAUUUACUUUUUGAAGCAGAAAUAGGAAACCUCACUCCCGAGCAUGCCUAUAUUAACAUGAGAGAUAUUUUGAAACAAAAUCAACGAAGCUAUGUUCCUGCUCAGCAAUAUCGACAACAUGCAUAUCAGUCCUCUCCUAAUUCCAAUAGGGCAUAUACCCCUGUAAGUUUUGUUUCUUCCGGAAGUCCUAGUCCACCCUGCCUUCCAUUUCCCACUAGUCAAAAUUCAGAGUAUAUUUCUCAAUCAUUUCAUACUAGCCAUCUACUCAACAGUUCCCAAGGCAAUCCUUACUCGCCACAAAUACGAACACCUACAAUUCCAGGAAAUCAGCCCAAUGAAACAGAUGUAGUUUUAUCGAUUCCAGAUUCGGCAGCGACAUUCCUUAAUAAUUUCAAUGUUGAUAAUUAAUAAUUUGUACGCGACACUUUUGUAC